AUGGACCGGCCCCUCGAGAUGGAGGCGUCGCUGGCGAGCGAGGACGACGACGGGAUCCUGGCGCCUGCGCCGAGCGCGCAGGUGAAGAACUUCGCGGGCGGGCUGUCGGCGCUCGAGCGGCAGAUGAGCGAGGUGGUGCGCCGGGCGGUGCAAGUGGCGAGGCAAAGAGGCAGCCUGCCGGACGUCCCUGAGGACGAGGGCGAAAAGAGGACGUACCUCCAGCACCCCGAGCUCCUCGCGAUCGACGAGCGCUUGGCGCUGCUGCACGAUCCGGACAAGAUGAUGCUUCAGGCGGACGACAUGCACAAGUUCACGGACCUCACCAAGUCCAAGGCCAUGGACGCGGAGACGGACAGCGAGUUCCACAACUACCUCAUCGCGGAGAUCCAGUCGGCCAUUCGCUGCUGGCUCUGUCGCUCGCGCUUCCUCCUGAUGCGCGGCGCGGCGAUCUACAUCCAGCAGUACUGGCGCAAGUGGCACGCCGAGCGCGUCCGCUACGCCCAAGAGUCCAACGCGGCCGCGAGGCGCAUCCAGACGACGUGGCGGAGGGUCCGUGACCGGCGCAUCUUCGCGUUCUACCGCGACCUGAUCGUCACGCGGGAGCGCGGAGACCCCGGGGUACUAUUGCGCGGCAUCAACCCCCUCGAGGCCGGGCUGGCGGACGCGGCGGCGGGCGUGCACGUGCGCUUCCGGCUCGGCGGCUCCACGUUCCCCCCGCUGAUCUUCUACAAGAUUUAUACCGGGCGGCCCGUGGCUGACGUAGGGUCGUUCGCGCCACGGGACUACGUCGCGGAGCGCAGCGACGAGAAGUCGGCGCGCACGGCCAAGGUGCUGGCUGGGAAGAUGGGCGCGCCGCUGCCGAACGCGGUGCUCGGGGUCGGGAACGCGGGCGUCGCGGGGCGGCCACGGGACAAGGCGCGGCGCAAGGCGGGCGGAGCGUCGCAGGGGGGGGGUGAGAGGGGGGAGUUCGAGUUGGACGAGCAGCUGAUCGAGUACGUCCGGCCAGACGGAACCUUCGGACGGCGGCCCGCGCGAAACUGGUACAGGCGCGUAGAGAACAACGGGUGGCGGCCGGUGGCGGACCGGCUGCUGGUGGACGCGGAGGCGGAGGAGCGGGCGCGCGAGUCGGCGAAGACGCUGCACCACAGCCACCUGCCGAAGCUGCGGCGCGAGGACGCGGCGCGCCGCGCGAAGGAGCGCAAGCGCCAGUGGCUGCGCGCGAUGUACAACAUGACGACGCAGUCGGCGGCGCCGUCGAAGAAAAGCAGCGCGAGGCACACCCCGGACAACGCAGAGGGCGCUCUGUUCUGGGCAGGAACGCGACAGGGCGCAAUCGGCGACCCGCCGCUGCCGGGGACCCCCGAGGGCGGGAGCCGCGCGCAGAACCUGGACCCGUUCGAGCGGUUCGAGCUCGGGAGGGGCGAGGACCCCCUGGAGGACCCCGAGAUGGAACACAUGCUGUUGAAGUGGGCGGGGGCCCUGGACUUCGACGAGUACAAGAAGUCGUGGGGCGACACGGCGCUGACGUCGACCGCGGACGCGUUCCUCGUCGAGACGCGGAACCUCGGCGUGAUGCGCAUCGCCGACCUCGACGCGGUGGACCCCAUCGCCAUCGACCUGGACCGCCGCGCAGCGUCGCCGUCGCCGCGCCCCACGAGUGCCGUGUCGAGCCACUUCCCGUCCACGCCGACGCCGCCCGGGUCCAGAUUCGUCACGUCGCGGCAGAUGUGGGACACGGCGCGCACGCCCGGCCGCGAGCCGUCGCUCGACGACGUCGACACAGCGCGCAGCCGCGCGUCCGCCGUCAUGGUGAUACGUCGCGAGCUCUCCGAGGACCAGAGCGGGCAGUCCGCGGGCGACGUUCGGCGCCCGGUGGCGGAGGCGCAGCCGCACCGCAAGAGCGUCAAGUGGGGCGAGAACCAAGUGAAGCAAUUGCCCGGCGCGGCAACGGCAAAGGCACCGCAGGGCGUGGCUCAGAAGCAGCAGCAGCAGCAGCAGCAGCAGGCGGCGAUGUCGCCGUGGAGCCCCGCGAGCAGCGCGCGGCCGUCGGUCGACAUGGGCUCGCAGCGGCCGCCGGACGCGGUGGUGGACCUCGCGCAGGGGAUGCAGCUGUCGGGCAUCGGGGGGUGGUCGAACCAAAACUCCCCCGCGCGGGGCCUGGGCGGGCAGGACAGCGAGGGCGCGCUGGCGCAGGCGGGCGGGUACCUGUAG
This is a messenger RNA of Pedinophyceae sp. YPF-701, 2211 nucleotides long. The record is from the annotation of a GenBank genome assembly. NCBI's taxonomy places the organism in Eukaryota, Viridiplantae, Chlorophyta, Pedinophyceae.